Micropterus dolomieu (smallmouth bass) is the source of this 1861-nucleotide messenger RNA. Its product is annotated as tripartite motif-containing protein 16-like. Bases 182 to 1846 code for a protein of 554 amino acids. The record is from RefSeq and is a predicted model, not a curated record. Lineage: Eukaryota; Metazoa; Chordata; Actinopteri; Centrarchiformes; Centrarchidae. Gene Ontology annotation, molecular function: zinc ion binding; protein binding. The transcript is spliced from 2 exons.
UUCCUUAUUCCCUCCACUUCAGAUCUACAGUUUGAAGACAGGUGUAACCAACAUUUGGUGAAGUGCAGGAGCUGACAGACCUCAUUCACUGCAGAAACACAUGCUGUUUGGAUCAGAGCUCAAACUGGUUUGAGUUCUCAGAAAGUGAAACUUAAGACAGUCGUUGCCACUGAGAGGUGAGAUGGCGCAGAAAGGAGUUCAGCUGGACCAGGAAGCCUUCUCUUGUUCCAUCUGUCUGGAUCUCCUGAAGGAUCCGGUGACUACUCCCUGUGGACACAGCUACUGCAUGAACUGUAUUAAAACCCACUGGGAUGAAGAGGAGGAGAAAAAAAUCCACAGCUGUCCUCAGUGUAGGCAGACCUUCACACCGAGGCCUGUCCUGCGGAAAAACACCAUGUUAGCAGUUUUAGUGGAGGAACUGAAGAAGACUGGACUCCAAGCUGCUCCUGCUGAUCACUGCUAUGCUGGACCUGAAGAUGUGGCCUGUGAUGUCUGCACUGGGAGAAAACUGAAAGCCCUCAAGUCCUGUCUGGUCUGUCUGGUCUCUUACUGUGAGAAACACCUGCAGCCUCAUUAUGAUGUGGCUCCAUUAAAGAAACACAAGCUGGUGGAGCCCUCCAAGAAGCUCCAGGAGAACAUCUGCUCUCGUCAUGAUGAGGUGAUGAAGAUGUUCUGCCGUACUGAUCAGCAGAGUAUCUGUUAUCUCUGCUCUGUGGAUGAACAUAAAGGCCACGACACAGUCUCAGCUGCAGCAGAAAGGACCGAGAGGCAGAGAGAGCUCGAGGUGAGUCGACAAAACAUCCAGCAGAGAAUCCAGGACAGAGAGAAAGAUGUGAAGGUGCUUCAGCAGGAGGUGGAGGCUAUCAAUGGCUCUGCUGAUAAAGCAGUGGAGGACAGUGAGAAGAUCUUCACCGAGCUGAUCCGUCUCAUGGAGAAAAGACGCUCUGAUGUGAAGCAGCAGGUCAGAUCCCAGCAGGAAACUGAAGUGAGUCGAGUCAAAGAGCUUCAGGAGAAGCUGGAGCAGGAGAUCACUGAGCUGAAGAGGAAAGACGCUGAGCUGAAGCAGCUCUCACACACAGAGGAUCACAACCAGUUUCUACACAACUACCCCUCAGUGUCAGCACUCAGUGAAUCUACAGACUCAUCCAGCAUCAACAUCCGUCCUCUGUGGUACUUUGAAGAUGUGACAGCGGCUGUGUCAGAAGUCAGAGACAAACUACAGGACGCUCUGAGUGAGAAAUGGACAGACAUCUCACUGACAGUGACUGAAGUAGAUGUUUUAUUGUCAGAUCCAAAGCCUAAGACCAGAGCUGGAUUCUUAAAAUAUUCACGAAACAUCACACUGGAUUUAAACACAGCACACGCAAAGCUGUUAUUAUCUAAGGGGGACAGAAGAGCAACAUUCAUGGAAGAAGAAGAGUCAUAUUCUAGUCACCCAGACAGAUUCACUGACAAGCUUCAAGUCUUGAGUAGAGAGAGUUUGACUAGACGUUGUUACUGGGAGGUGGAGAAAGGUGAGGGAGGAGUUUUAGUAGCAGUAGCAUACAAAGACAAUAACAGUUUAAAUGAAAGAUUUGGCGAUAAUAACAAGUCUUGGGCAUUAGGAUUUUACAAACGUCGUUAUGAAUUCAGAUGGAAUAACGUCACAUAUGCCGCCUCAGGUCCUCAGUCCUCCAGAGUAGGAGUGUACCUGGAUCACAGAGCAGGUAUUCUGUCCUUCUACAGCAUCUCUGAAACCAUGACUCUCCUCAUCAGUCUCAAGACCACAUUCACUCAGCCUCUCUAUGCUGGAUUUCAUCUUUAUGGUCCCACUGGAAACACUGCUGAGAUAUGCGAGCUUAAGUAGGCAAACACUGCUGAA